Messenger RNA from Thamnophis sirtalis, 2177 nucleotides. It is a transcript of the gene MSRB1, whose product is annotated as methionine sulfoxide reductase B1. The record is from RefSeq and is a predicted model, not a curated record. NCBI's taxonomy places the organism in Eukaryota, Metazoa, Chordata, Lepidosauria, Squamata, Natricidae. Gene Ontology annotation, molecular function: peptide-methionine (R)-S-oxide reductase activity. Gene Ontology annotation, biological process: protein repair. Gene Ontology annotation, cellular component: nucleus.
UUUUUCUUGCUUUUUGCAUGUUGAAAGAAACUUUUUUAUUAUUAUUUUUGGCAUUUGUUGCAAGUCUUAGUUUACCAUUCUGAGCCUUUGCCUUCCUGACUUUGUAUUUUCAGAUUUGGGCUAUUUGCUGGUAUUCUGUUUUAGUUAUUUGUCUCUCUUUCAAUGUUUUAUACUUGUCCUUUUUCCUCUCAAUUUGUCAGAGAGUUCUUUAAGCAACCAUGUUGGGUUUGUCUGGGUCUCUUAUUUUCCUUCUCUGGUAAUGGGCUACAUUAGGUUUUUAUAAUCCCUUUUAAAGUUUAACAAUCUUUUUUGUAGAAGUUGUAAAGCAGAUGUGCACUCAUUGUUACAUGAACAAUGUGGUCAUUAAGCAAACCUAUUUUUCCAGUUUUUGCUAGAAACUGAAAAUAAACAUCUGUUUCCAGGUAAAUCAUCAUAAAUGGCAGUCACAUGACUGUGGUAUGCUGCAAAUGGACAUAUGGGCCAGUUGCCAAUCACCCAAAAUGAAGUCAUGUGACUGUGGGGAGGGGGCAUUGGAAUUUAGAACUGGGUCUUACAUAAUGCGGAGAUCCAGGAUAACUUCAAACAGUUGCUAAGUGACCAGUCGUAAGUCAAUAACUGCCUAUAGAAAUGUGUACAGAAGAGGAAAAAUGGCAACUUUCUAGAAAACCUGUGAUGGUUACAAGUAAUUUCUGGCUGAUAUUUGAGAUAAGUAAAAUGAGACCUACUUCCCUCUGCAAUCCAGCCUUCCUGUGAAUGUGUGCCUAUUUAAUUCCUCCAUGUCAUAUAUAUUCUUCUUUCUCCCCAUCUCCAUCUUUGCUCACAGGUAUAUACGUUUGUUCCAAAUGUGGCUAUGAAUUAUUCUCCAGCCAGUCCAAAUUCCUUCAUUCAUCCCCUUGGCCAGCCUUUACCCAUCCCAUUCACAGUGACAGCAUCUCCAAGUACUUGGAGCGCCCAGGAGCUUUCAAGGUCUCAUGUGGCAAGUGUGGGAAUGGCCUGGGCCAUGAAUUCCUUGACGAUGGCCCCCAAAAGGGCCAGUCUCGCUUUUGAAUAUUUAGCAGUUCUCUCACGUUUGUUCAUAAAGCUCAAUCUGGGAAGAACAUGGAAAAAUAAACAGUCUGACAACAUUUUGGCUAACUCCACUUGUGAGCCUUUGGUGUUGGAUGGGAAGCUUCCAUUGCAACGUGAUCUUGAACUGGAUGAAACCAACUUGCUGGACCUCUUCUUCCUCCAUUCAGAUCCAAGUAAACCAGCACCUGGUUCGGUCAUGAGAUGCUUGGCAGUGUGUGGUCCAAGUGCUGGAAAGCCGCACCCCAGAAUUCCCCCAGGAGUUCCCUAUGCCAGAACAUUUUGCCCCGAUUCAGAUGUGAACUGGACUUGCUCAGGUUAUUCUGCUUAAGCUAGUUGGCCAGGGACCCCUAUCUUAAUGGAAUCUGGCAGUAGCAUUUUUCAGCAGCUUUUUCAGUGGCAUUUCUGGAUUCCCACUGUUUGUUCCCACUGCUUAUGUCAUGCCAGAGAGAGGAGAAUUACUAUCAAAUGCAACCCAAUAUUUGACCCUCUUUCUUCACUGGGGCCUGAGUGAACGGCCUCCUAGCUUUCGUGACCAUAUGGAAUCAAAGAGAUGGGGUGUGCCCUUAUAGAUUAUUACAAAAAAUGUGGCAGGAAGCAAUGGUGCCUCUGGAAGAAUUUUUGGGAAAUGUUUAAAAUGUGUGUUGGGGUUUCUGGUGGAGCUUAAGACCCCGUGUUGCAUUAGAUCCCACUAGUCAUCUCCUUCUAAGCACAUUCUUCUAUCAGGAUUCUGCUCCAGCAGUUCUUGGAGGCUAAGCAAGGCAAUAAUUUUAAUGGUCUGUUCCUUUCCAGAAGAAACUGCCGUUGCUGUUGCAAGAUUCAUAGAUGGGCUGUAUUUAGGUUCUCCAGAAGGCCCCUUCUUCCCUUCAGCAGACAGUCUGCAUUCCUGAGUCCCUUGUCCAUAACACUGUGGAACACUCCAACAUCAUUCCUUGGGCCCCUCCACAUGUCCUCAUAAAUGUACUUGUCUUUUCCUACAGACUGAACUCCUCUCUCAAUGUGAGCAAAACCUUAUGGCAUUUGAAACUAUCCUGUCAAGCCGAGGUGGCGCAGUGGUUAAAUGCAGCACUGCAGGCUACUUCAGCUGACUGCAGUUCUGCAGUUUGGCUGUU